AUGUUCGUUUCUGUACUGAUGACAUAUCCAGCUACCAUAGCGAUCAUCUCCGAAACGUUCGGGCAAUACUUGAUUGAGGGCCUCAAACAGGUAUACGACAUCGAUGAUGAGUGGGCUCCAUUGGCGCAAAAAUUGUUUGGAUUCAGCUUACUGUUGAUGGUCACUUGGAUGAACUUCUUCAGUCUGAACAAAUUUGCUGGUCGAUUUCAAAUCAUUGCUACCGCGGCAAAACUUCUCUCGUGCUUUCUUAUUAUCGCCACCGGGCUUUACUUUUACUUUGUC
Molecule: messenger RNA, 282 nt
Organism: Cooperia oncophora
Lineage: Eukaryota; Metazoa; Nematoda; Chromadorea; Rhabditida; Trichostrongylidae
Source: the annotation of a GenBank genome assembly